GCCUGUGCUCGUGGCUCGUGGAAAGCACAAGUUCCAUCUCUUCUAUAAAAUUGUAAUCAAAUCCAAAUCUCCAACGAUUCCCAAAAUAAACCCUAGAUUUGUGGCAAUCUUUGCUCUGUUCUUGCAGUCAAUAAUGGAUCAAUGGGAAACCAACGAUUUCUCUCAACCCCUUGAUUCCAAUCAUGUCCCUACAACCACCUCUGUUCACUGCACUCUUCUUCAUCCACUCCCCAACUCGCUUCCCGAGCCAAGACAAAUGCCUGAGGUGGAAGUAAAAGAUCCAAUUGCUGCAAGAAAAGUUCAGAAGGCAGACCGUGAAAAAUUGAGGAGGGAUAGGCUAAAUGAGCAUUUUCUUGAUCUAGGAAAUGCACUAGACCCUGAUAGACCCAAGAAUGACAAGGCAACCAUCCUCACUGAUACAAUCCAAGUGCUGAAGGAUUUAACAGCCGAAGUUAACAGACUAAAAGCCGAGUGUGCAGCACUUUCAGAAGAAUCUCGUGAGCUGACACAGGAGAAGAACGAGCUCAGAGGAGAGAAGGCGUCUCUGAAAUCUGACAUUGACAAUCUUAAUUUACAAUAUCAGCAAAGACUUGCAGCUAUGUUUCCAUGGACUACUAUUGAUCCUUCAGUUGUCAUGGCUUCACCUUUUUCAUAUCCAGUUCCUCUUACAGUCCCCCCCGGCCCGAUUCCAAUGCACCACCCAGCUAUGCAGCCAUUCCCUUUCUUUGGAAAUCAGAAUCCCGGUGCCAUUCCUAAUUCAUGUUCGACUUUUAUCCCGUAUCCGAGCCUGGCUAAUCACCACAUCGAUCAGCCAUCUUACCAAUGUGCAUCCACUUCCCGCAUUUCAAGCAAACAAGAUUCUAAAUGCAAGAUAUCGGAUCAUUGUCGGGGAAGCAACGAUGACAAAAGUGAUGAUUCCAAUGAUGUGGUGACUGAGCUGGAACUUAAGACACCAGGAUCUACAGUACAGCAGGAGCAGUCACCGGGAGAGAGAAAGAGCAAGAAACCGCUACGGAAGGGGAAAAGUAUUGUAGAUGGAAGUUCUUCGAGCGGGUAUUCGUCCUCACAAGGUUUCCAAGAUAGCUCCUCCAACAACACACAAUAAACUAACGUCUAGUAACUCAGAUGCUUCUGUUUGCCUAUGCCAUUUGACUACGACAACCCCCUAACAAUGCAACCUUCCACUACGACGCUACUAGCUUCACUAUUCCAAGUCCUAACUGAAAUCGUCAUUGCUAUUGUUAUUUCUGGAUGCCAGGAUGAUCGGAUGCUGAUUAUAAUGAAAUGGUUUUCGGUGGAGUUAAUCUUUAUAUGUUAAUUAAAUUUUUUAACUUUAUACGAGGUGCAAAACAUCCCUCAACUUGUUUAAACAACCUGUAAAUUUUCUCCUUUAGUGUAGAUUUUAAUAGCACGUGUAAAUUGUUUCAAAUUUGGAAAAUCAAAGGUCGUGGAUGAGCCUUGACUGGGCUA
This is a messenger RNA of Camellia sinensis, 1470 nucleotides long. RefSeq names its product transcription factor bHLH121. The record is from RefSeq and is a predicted model, not a curated record. Gene Ontology annotation, biological process: intracellular iron ion homeostasis. Gene Ontology annotation, molecular function: protein dimerization activity; DNA-binding transcription factor activity. Lineage: Eukaryota; Viridiplantae; Streptophyta; Magnoliopsida; Ericales; Theaceae.